AGCGCCUAAGCUGAUUGGGAGCUGUCCGCCUGUGGCGCUGGAGCUGCGCUUUGAUUGGUUGGCUGGGAACGGGUCGUGGGGCCGUGUCUGUUCUACGCUGUCAGUGUGUGAGAGGCCGAGGGGAGUCCGGUGCUGGGAGCCGAGGAGGGAGCUGUACGGCCGGGACGCCCGCAAGAGGAUGCGCAGACGGAAGCGAAGAGACCUCACCUCCCAGGGGCAGCUAGAGAGGGGCAGAAAGGAACCGCCUCAGGGACGGGCUUGAUGGAUAUUGAUUUGGACUAUGAGAGGCCGAAUGUUGAGACCAUUAAGUGCGUUGUGGUGGGAGACAAUGCUGUGGGCAAGACUCGCCUCAUCUGUGCCAGGGCCUGUAAUGCCACACUCACCCAGUACCAGCUCCUAGCCACCCACGUGCCUACCGUCUGGGCCAUCGACCAGUACCGCGUGUGCCAAGAGGUCCUGGAACGGUCUCGGGAUGUGGUGGAUGAAGUCAGCGUGUCUCUCCGGCUCUGGGACACAUUUGGAGACCACCACAAGGACCGUCGAUUUGCUUACGGCAGGUCGGAUGUGGUAGUGCUGUGCUUCUCCACUGCCAACCCCUACUCCCUGCGCCAUGUCAGGAGCAUGUGGUACCCCGAGAUCAAGCACUUCUGCCCCCGCACCCCAGUCAUUCUGGUUGGCUGCCAGCUGGACCUGCGGUAUGCUGAUCUGGAUGCCGUCAAUCGUGCCCGCCGCCCCUUGGCAAAGCCAAUCAAACCAAGUGAUAUCCUUUGCCCGGAAGCGGGGCACGAGGUGGCCAAGGAGCUGGGAAUGCCCUAUUACGAGACCAGCGUAGUGGCGCAAUUCGGGGUGAAGGACGUGUUCGACAAUGCCAUCAGGGCCGCGCUCAUCUCCCGGAGGCACCUACAGUUCUGGAAAUCCCAUUUAAAGAAGGUGCAGAGACCCCUGCUGCAAGCCCCUUUCCUGCCCCCAAAGCCGCCCCCGCCCAUCUUUAAUAUUGUGGAGGUGCCACAGAGCAGGGGGCGGGGCCCAGAGGGCCUGUUCUGUAGCCCCUACUGUGCCGACGUGGUCUUCCAGCUGCACAACGGGCACAGGGUAUUUGCACACAAGGUCUACCUGGCAACUGCCUGCUCCAAAUUCUAUGAUCUCUUCUCCCUGGAGCUAAGCCCACUGGGGGCAAAUAGAGCCUGGGGGGGCAGUACUGUGUAUGAGAACCCUCUAUGGGCAACUGGGGCAGAUAAUCAUACCAUGAACCUUGAGCUGGACCAAGAGGCCACUAUUGAGCUGCUGGCUGGGAGGGCUGAGCAGGUACCUGGGAAGGGUAGGAAUGGGGGCGGAGUGCAUUUGGGGUGGGGGCGGGGCUUAAGCGAAUGGGGCCGAGGGUUUACCAGUGUGCACGUGGGCAUGAUAGAAGAUCCUCUGACCCAGAGAGAGAGACUAAUGAUGGUGGUGGAGAUGGAAGAGCAGAUCCAGACAGAGCCGCUCCGAGCGGUGCUGGAGUACCUCUACACGGGCUACUUGGAUCAGAACCGGGCCGACCUCAUGCAGGUGGCAAAUAUCGCCGAGGCGCUGGAGGUCUUCGACCUGCGCAUGAUGAUCUCCAACCUGAUGAACAAGGAGGGGUUCAUGAACCAGGAGAUCACAAAGGCCUUCCAUGUGCGCCGAGCCAAUCGCAUCAAGGAAUGUCUGAGCAGGGGCGUGUUCUCAGAUAUUGUGUUUAAAGUAGACGAUGGAACAGUCCAAGCCCACAAGCCCUUACUGAUCGCAAACUGUGAUUGGAUGGUCGCUCUGUUCUGUGGUUCCUUCCGGGAGAGCUUUGCCCACGAGGUGUCGCUCCCUGGCACCUCCUGUGCCUGCCUUCAUACAGUGCUGGAGUACUUGUACCUGGGCAUUUUCUGCCUGGCACCUGCCUUGAAUACUGUGGACCUUCUGGUACUUGCCAACCGUCUGUGCCUCCCCCACCUGAAAGCCCUGACUGAGCAACAUGCCGUGGAUGAGCUGCUGGCCUCCUACGUACAAGGGGACGAUAUCGAUGGGCACGUGCUGCAUUAUCUGGAGAUGGCACAGUUCCACAAUGCCAAGCAGCUGGCUGACUGGUGCCUGCACUACAUCUGCACUAACUACAACUCUGUGUGCCGCAAAUUCCCCCGGGAGAUGAAGUACAUGAGCCCAGAGAACAAGAGUCACUUUGAGCGGCACCGCUGGCCCCCCGUGUGGUACCUAAAGGAGGAAGACCGCUAUCUGCGCUGUAAGCGGGAACGAGAGAAAGAGGAGGAGAUUAUCCGCAAGCAGAACAGCAAAAGCAAAUGGUGCUUCUGGGUCUCCUCUGCCUCCUCUUCACCAGUGCCCUGAACCCACCUUUUUGUGCCUUCGGGGAGGACCAGUAGUUACCUCACCCACAACCUUCUACCCCAUGGUGGGGUUCCUUUGUGCCGGCUAAUAUCUUUCUAUAGAACUGGCAGCCAUUAUUGGAGCUCAGUGCUGUGGCGCUUCCUUCACCCGUUAGAGAUCCAUUUUGGGGACUGACCAUUCAGGGGGUCAGAACUAAAGGGCAAAUACAGAGAGCUGAGUGACGUGAUGUUCCUCAGUGAGGGAUCCUCAUCUCUAGAUGGACUAUCUAGAGAUGACCUUGCUUGGUCUAAGAGUGGAUUUGGUGCAUACCUAGGGAUCGGUGCCAUGCAGUGACGCGCACUAUAAUACAUUUUCUUGUUGCCCGGUGCAUAGCAACCAGUGCCUGGGCGGAUAAGUAAGGGGGGGGGGGUCUCACUUCCUGCUCAUCACAUUGUUGGGGCUCUUUGCCUGAAUGGUCAGAAAUAUAGUAGGUGUUGCCCCUCGUACACUCUCUGUGGGGCGAGUAGGAGAUAAAGCAGCACAUUCACUGGGUCUGUAUCUGUGUUACUGAUACUCAGCAGUACUGUAUACUUAGUACUAUGUACACAGCAGUACAAUAUACUCAGCAGUAUUAUAUAUUCAGCAGUACUAUAUACUCAUCAGUACUAUAUACUUAGUAUUAUAUACUCAGCAGUAUUAUAUACUCGGCAGUACUAUAUACUCAGCAGUAUUAUGGGGAGCCUGGUGGCUCAGGUAUAUGCAGAAAUAAUAAUUUGUUCUAUGGCACCAGUAUUAUUAUUAUAUAUAUAUGGCAGGAUGUUCCUUACAGAAUAGACUGGGCAAGUUCUACCUCACUGAGGAUGAUGGGAGGGAAGAGGUCAAACAAGGAGAUCCCAUGUAUAAAGGGAAUGGUGACCGUACCCAUAAGGCCGUAGAGCAGGGACCCCUUUCCUACUGCACUGGCCCAUUAGUGCCGCGGAUUGGUUAUUGGCCCUGAUACCAUAAGAUUUGCCUUAAGUGACCUCCGGACCCCCAACUCAGGUUUUGCCUUGUUCCUACGGUGGGUGGCACAGUCAAUCCCUAGGAGCUGCCUUUGCUCAUCAUAUUAUUGGAUGAACAGUGACAUGUGAUCGGACUAGGCUUCACACCAACAGCCGCGAUCAUCUUUGUACCUUGGGAUCAGUACCAGAACUGGCUGAAGAACGAGUAGAUUAUGUACUGGUGGAGUCACCAUUAACACAUUUCCUUCAAAUACAUCCAAAACCAUUGUAAACAGGAGGACUUACAGCUGGUGAGUAUUGGUGGAGUCACCAUUUAGCCAAAACGACUCCACAUCUACAAGCAGUUCUUGUACAGGCUGGAGAAUCCUACAGGUGGAGUAUCUACCAUUGAACGCAUUUUUUGAAUUGGACCUCCAUUUGCAGCCAUUGCCAUUCCAGGCUGGAGAAGUCGACUUUGUUUACUUGGAGUUGCGAUUGAAACAUUUCCUGGGAAGGGACCUCCAUGAACACUUGGGUGGUGGAGCAAAUAUUACAGUAUUUUCUAGAGUAGAUCUCCAUGAUAGUUGGUACAAGUAUGGACUGGAGAUGCUUUUAUAAACAUUUCCUGGGAUGGACCUCCAUGAUGAACACUUGGGUGGUGGAGCAAAUAUUACAGUAUUUUCUAGAGUAGAUCUCCAUGAUAGUUGGUUCCAGUAUGGACUGGAGGAAAUGCUUUUAUAAACAUUUCCUGGGAUGGACCUCCAUGAACACUUUUGUAGAGUAGAUCUCCAUGAUAGAUGGUAACAGUAUGGACUGGAGUUGCUUUUAUAAACAUUUCCUGGGAUGGACCUCCAUGAACACUUUUGUAGAGUAGAUCUCCAUGAUAGUUGGUACCAGUAUGGACUGGAGUUGCUUUUAUAAACAUUUCCUGGGAUGGACCUCCAUGAACACUUUUGUAGAGUAGAUCUCCAUGAUAGAUGGUAACAGUAUGGACUGGUGAUCCUUUUAUAAACAUUUCAUGGGAUGAACCUCCAUGAUGAACACUUGGGUGGUGGAGCAAAUGUUACAGUAUUUUCUAGAGUAGAUCUCCAUGACAGUACCAGUAUGGACUGGAGUUGCUUUUAUAAACAUUUCCUGGGAUGGACCUCCAUGAACACUUGGGUAAUGGAGCAAAUGUUACAGUAUUUUCUAGAGUAGAUCUCCAUGACAGUACCAGUAUGGACUGGAGAUGCUUUUAUAAACAUUUCAUGGGAUGGACCUCCAUGAACACUUGGGUAAUGGAGCAAAUGUUACAGUAUUUUCUAGAGUAGAUCUCCAUGACAGUUAGUACCAGUAUGGACUGGAGAUGCUUUUAUAAACAUUUCAUGGAUAGACCUCUAUGCACACCCCGUACCAGUACAGACUGGAGAACUCCUAGUUUGUGUACUGGAGAUGUCACCACUAACACCUCCAUGCACAAUGGAAACCAGUUUGGACAGCAGAACUCCCAGCUUGAGUACGACUGGGCUCACCACUAAGACAUUUCCGGGAAUGGGUCGUCACGCACAAUCUCUGGACGCUGCUUGGACAGAAGCUCACAGGAACCAACGUCCACUUGGCCAAUCACCAGCCACAGUUCCCUUCUUUACUAGUGGGGCAGCCAAGUUCCAUCCGCCUAUUGGUGGUUUUGUUAUUCUUAUUGUAUUUUGAGAUUUACAAAGAACUUUUAUCGCCGCUGUGGUUCCAUCGGUGCCUUUUCUGACCCAGUGGAGAGGAACGAGCCAAUCAGUGGCCAUGUAGCUACAGACGGUGGGACAUAUUUCUCUUAGUUCCUCCUAGAAGAACUCAUUGUACUGGGUCCAGGGCCCACCUACCUCUGCAUGUCCCCCCAUAAAGGAAAGGGCUUUCCACUUACAGAACCUUAAUAUAAGGGAAUGCAUUAAUAUGGCGCCCCCCGCUGGUAUCUGAGCUCCCCUCUCGCUCAGGGUAGUGCCAUGUUCUAACCACUAUGGGAGGGUAUGGAUAUGUGGCCAAGUGUUACGUAUGUGGGGCAGGGUUGCAGUGGGGGGGGCUACACUCCCCAUAGAAUUACACUGUGGGGGUCACAUUCCCCUGGGAUUGCAGUGUGGGGGUUAAACUCCCCAUAGAAUUGCAGUGUGGGGGGUCACAUUCCCCUGGGAUUGCAGUGUGGGGGUUACACUCCCCAUAGAAUUGCAGUGUGGGGGGUCACAUUCCCCUGGGAUUGCAGUGUGGGGGUUACACUCCCCAUAGAAUUGCAGUGUGGGGGUCACAUUCCCCUGGGAUUGCAGUGUGGGGGUUACACUCCCCAUAGAAUUGCAGUGUGGGGGGUCACAUUCCCCUGGGAUUGCAGUGUGGGGGUUACACUCCCCAUAGAAUUGCAGUGUGGGGGUUACAUUCCCCUGGGAUUGCAGUGUGGGGGUUACACUCCCCAUAGAAUUGCAGUGUGGGGGUUACAUUCCCCUGGGAUUGCAGUGUGGGGGUUACACUCCCCAUAGAAUUGCAGUGUGGGGGUUACAUUCCCCUGGGAUUGCAGUGUGGGGGUUACACUCCCCAUAGAAUUGCAGUGUGGGGGUCACAUUCCCCUGGGAUUGCAGUGUGGGGGUUACAUUCCCCUGGGAUUGCAGUGUGGGGGUUACACUCCCCAUAGAAUUACACUGUGGGGGUUUUGGGCAGAUCUGCUUAUACUCAUUGGAGCAGCUGAAGGAACAAAGAUGGCCCCACGCUGAGUAGUCCCGCCCCCUCGCUGCUGCGCCAAUCAGUCUCCAGUUGCAGAGCCCCCUUUGUGGGGCAAGAGAUUUUUUUUACCACACACACAAGGGCUGUUUCUAUGUGUUUGUACAAGAAUGAGCUGCCGUGUCGCUUUUAAUAAAUGUUUUGUACGAAGGGCAUGUGCCCCCCC
This is a messenger RNA of Xenopus tropicalis (tropical clawed frog), 6207 nucleotides long. RefSeq names its product rho-related BTB domain-containing protein 2-like. Gene Ontology annotation, molecular function: GTP binding; GTPase activity; G protein activity. The coding region runs from base 262 to 2349 and encodes 695 amino acids. NCBI's taxonomy places the organism in Eukaryota, Metazoa, Chordata, Amphibia, Anura, Pipidae. Gene Ontology annotation, cellular component: endosome membrane. The record is from RefSeq and is a predicted model, not a curated record. The transcript has 10 exons.